Messenger RNA from Gossypium raimondii (Peruvian cotton), 2457 nucleotides. RefSeq lists its product as hypothetical. NCBI's taxonomy places the organism in Eukaryota, Viridiplantae, Streptophyta, Magnoliopsida, Malvales, Malvaceae. The coding region runs from base 162 to 1940 and encodes 592 amino acids. The transcript has 9 exons. The record is from RefSeq and is a predicted model, not a curated record.
UAAUCAUCACAUUCACCACGUGGCCAUCAGGGACAAAUGCCACGCCGUAGCCAACUCAAAAUCAUCAUCCAAAAAGUCCACAUUCCCUAUUCAACCAAAAGAGAGAAAAGCAAUCAAAAUUCAAAGCGUUUGGAAGCAGAAGCAGCAGCGACUCAAAGAAAAUGACCACGCUCCAAUUCCAUUCCCAAUCCCGAUUCGAAUCCGAUAUCCGGUUCGCUUCCUCCACUUCCUGCAGUUUCCGUCCUAGACGGAACUUCACCCUCCCUCGUCGGUUUCGCCCUCGCCCUCCAUCUCUCCACUCUCAUUCCUCCACCUCUUUACGGCCACUCCCAAGAGCUUUCUCCAACGAUCCUGCCGUUACCGAAAAGCCUUCUAUUUGUACAGCCGACGAGCUCCACUAUGUGCCUCUACCUAAUUCUGAUUGGCGCCUUGCCCUCUGGCGUUAUCACCCUCCUCCUCAGGCGCCACCUAGAAAUCACCCUCUAUUAUUAUUAUCUGGACUGGGGACUAAUGCCAUUGGGUAUGAUCUUUCUCCUGAGUCUUCAUUUGCGAGAUACAUGUCUGGCCAAGGAUUUGACACAUGGAUUCUUGAGUUUCGUGGUGCUGGGCUGAGUGUGCAGGCAUCAAAUUUGAAAGAACUUAAGCAAUCUGCUGAUGCAGUAUCUGAGCAGAUUGAAGCUAUAGCUAAGAGUGUGGCAAAUGAAGUGUCUCCUCAGAAGCAGCCAACCGGUGUUUCUGGUUACCUAUCCGAUUCUGAGUUUUAUUUUCUUAGAGAAGAUUCAAUAGGGAUUGGAACGGCAUGGGAUGAAGCAAAAUUGGUUGCAGAGUUAACAGAAAUUUUCAUGCGUUUGUCUGAGAGACUUUCUGGCUUUCUUAGUGAAAGUCAAUCAAGACUAAUAUCAACUAAACUAUUAGAUCAGAUAUCAAAACUUUUGGAAGAUUCUCAAUUAUCUGAACGCUUUGAGGAGGUGAGGAUAAAGCUCGCCAACAUAUUAGAAAAACAACAAAACUCAGUUAUUGCCAGCCAAAUUAGAGAUCUGAGUCAAAGACUUGUAAAUAUUAUUGAGGGAGGCCAACGAUCUGUUUCACCUCAGUUCAUUGAUAUUCAAGAGAGGCUUUCUUCAACAAUAGAAGAUUUUCAGAAACAACUUGACUUGAUUGUGAAGUAUGAUUGGGAUUUUGAUCACUAUUUGGAGGAGGAUGUUCCUGCUGCGAUGGAAUACAUAAGGGCACAGACAAAGCCAAAGGAUGGAAAACUGCUUGCAAUUGGUCACUCAAUGGGAGGCAUAUUGCUUUAUGCAAUGCUAUCACGGUGUGGUUCUGAAGGAAGGGAACCAAGACUUAAGGCUGUUGUAACUAUGGCAUCGGCACUUGAUUACAGAUGCUCAAAGCCACUCAAAGUACUCUUACCUCUUGCAGAUCCUGCCCAAGCACUUAAUGUCCCUGCUGUUCCAUUUGGAACAUUACUGGCAGCUGCUUAUCCUCUAGCUUCUCGGCCUCCUUAUGUAUUGGGUUGGCUUAAUGAUCUAAUAUCAGCAGAGGACAUGAUGCAUCCAGAGUUGCUAGAAAAGCUCGUCUUAAAUAAUUUCUGUACCAUACCAACUAAGCUUAUUAUGCAGCUCACAUCAGCAUUCGGAGACAAGGGGUUAUGCAAUAGAAGUGGUAAACUUUCCUACAGGGAUCACCUAAAUAAAAGCAAUGUCCCUGUCCUGGCUAUUGCAGGAGAUCAAGAUCUGAUUUGCCCACCCGAAGCUGUAGGGGAAACUGCGAAGCUUUUUCCGGAGAAUUUGGUAACCUAUAAACUUUUUGGAGAACCUCAUGGCCCCCAUUAUGCACACUAUGAUUUGGUGGGAGGACGAUUGGCUAUGGAGCAAGUUUACCCAUGUAUCGUCCAGUUUCUUAGUCAAUAUGAUUUAACAUCAUUGCAAAAGCUUUUGUGAGGCAACCAUUCAUUUUUUUUUCCCAAUGGUGGUUAAAAUAUGAGCUCUUUUGGUGGCAGCAUCAGAUUUAUACCAGCCACAGCUAUUGUUAUGUGAUUGAUCAUUUCCGUGGAGGCAUUGGUAGGGCUUACGUUACUCAGAUUCAGGUUUGAGUUUUGGACAAGGGUAUGUCUCAGGUAUGGAUAUGUAUAAAUUUUUAUUUGGAAAGUCUUCGUAAGGUAAUAUUAUAUAUUCAUGUCCAAAUGUCAAUCUUCAAGAACUGAAUUUUAUACUAAUGCUUGCAAUAGGUCCAUUGUUGAAUUGUUUAUGGAAGAUUAGGGUCAUGGAAAUUGUCAGUUUGACACAUGUAAACCAUCCAACGGUGCAUGUGUUGUGAUAUUGUUGAAUUUGAUUAGCAUUGUUUUGGAAAAGUUUAGUUGUCAACUGUAAUGAUGGUGGGAAAGACUUGUUGAAAACUGAACGUAGCCUCUUUGUUUCUUGGUGUGGAAAAAGUAAUUAAAAUUCAUUAUAUGCUAAA